GUGUUUCUAUAAACCCUAAUUUCCCUUCAAAUAAAAUCAAAACCCUCUAACACUUCACAAACCUGCAGCCUCUCUUUCAAUAUCGCCGCCGUGCUCGCUGCCGUCUCCGACCUCCGUCACCGUUAAGUAUCAUACAUACACAAUGCAAUCCAACAAAGGAGCUGCUUCCAUGGAGGUUGAAGAAACCGUUGCAACUGAAACCAAAACCGUAGCAAAACCCAACUUUAAACCGUUAACCGCACAUGAAGUGUCCGACGGCCAAGUUCAAUUCCGUAAAAUUCCGGUCCCAAGACACAGGUACACACCUUUGAAAAAAGCAUGGAUGGAUAUAUACACUCCAAUAUACGAUCAAAUGAAAAUCGACAUCCGUAUGAACGUGAAAACACGAAACGUUGAAAUGAUGACAAGACGGGACACUCCUGAUGUCAGCAACCUUCAAAAAUGUGCCGACUUUGUUCACGCGUUUGUGCUCGGUUUUGACGUGAUUGAUGCCAUUGCGUUGUUGAGAAUGGAUGAACUCUAUGUCGAUUCGUUUGAGAUUAAGGAUGUUAAAACGCUAAAAGGGGAACAUCUGUCUCGUGCGAUCGGAAGGCUUUCUGGUAAAGGGGGUAAAACGAAGUUUGCGAUCGAGAACUCGACAAAAACACGGAUUGUGAUCGCGGAUACGAAGAUUCAUAUUCUGGGUUCGUUUUCGAAUAUUAAGGUUGCAAGAGAUUCUUUGUGCAGUCUUAUUAUGGGAUCACCUGCGGGGAAGGUGUAUUCGAAACUAAGAGCGGUUACCGCAAGAUUAGCUGAGAGGUUUUGAGUUGAUGUUUUGUUAUUAUUUUGUCUUGUGUUUUUUGGAUAUUUGAAGCUGGUAAACAUGAUAAGGUUUAAAGAUUAUGCAUCCUUUUGAGUUUUGGGUUUGUAAGGAAGUUUGACUUUCAUUGAUAUACUGAAUAUGUACCAGUUUUGUGGUUUGUUGGCUU
This is a messenger RNA of Helianthus annuus (common sunflower), 968 nucleotides long. RefSeq names its product RNA-binding protein pno1. Bases 143 to 805 code for a protein of 220 amino acids. Gene Ontology annotation, cellular component: nucleolus. Gene Ontology annotation, molecular function: RNA binding. Lineage: Eukaryota; Viridiplantae; Streptophyta; Magnoliopsida; Asterales; Asteraceae. The transcript is spliced from 2 exons. The record is from RefSeq and is a predicted model, not a curated record.